Messenger RNA from Acanthoscelides obtectus, 606 nucleotides. Lineage: Eukaryota; Metazoa; Arthropoda; Insecta; Coleoptera; Chrysomelidae. The record is from the annotation of a GenBank genome assembly.
AUGAGAACCGAAGAGGUUCCAAUUCCUGAUCACCAUACAAUAAUUGAAACUCACUAUCUGGCACCGCAAUGUUUAUCUGUAAAUACAGAACAGAUUACUACCACAACACCCUCUCCUACAAGAUCUUUGAGGACUGAAUGUGAGUCACCUUCUCUUUUUGACGAAACAUUCAAUUCUGUAUUUGAACCGGAACUGAGAGAAAACCUCAAAACACCAGAAAACGUUCAUUCUACAGAAGCAAAUGUGCCCCCAUCUUUACACAAUCUAAACCUUUCCUCAACUUCAUCAGCAACAUUUGAAGUGUUAAGACCAUUUCCAAAAGCGGCGCCACUGAAAAAUAGAAGAAAUAUUCGGAAACGUAAAAGUACUAUAUAUACCGACACCCCGCAAAAACUAAAUCUUUUAGAUAUGAAAAAUAAAAGAGAAACAUAUAAGAAGAAACAAACAGAUACAAAGGACAGAAUAGAAAAAGGAAAAGGGAAUGAAAAAGGAAAAGGAAAGGGUAAAGGAAAAGGAACUGAUAAAGUUGAUGAGAUUGCUGAUGACACCGUCGAUGAAAAUGACGGUAAUGCUGUAGAUUCAGAUGACGAAAGUACGAUUUGUUAA